This is a messenger RNA of Caenorhabditis sp. 36 PRJEB53466, 729 nucleotides long. The record is from the annotation of a GenBank genome assembly. Lineage: Eukaryota; Metazoa; Nematoda; Chromadorea; Rhabditida; Rhabditidae.
AUGUCGUCUUCUGCGAGAUCCGUCAGCCCCGCUCCACAACCGUCCGUCGAUUAUUCGCGGCUCGGAUUGGACUUGUCGGACUCGUCGGACGAUGAUGAGUCUCCGACUCCAGCGCCAGCUCCGGUCCGUCCAAACCGGCCAGUAGCUCCGUCCAAGAACAUGAUCUUGGCAAAAGCGGCUCACGACGCCCAAUCGAAUUCGGACUCCUCUGAGUCCGAUUCCUCGGACUCCUCGGACUCAUCGGACUCUUCGGAUGACGAGGAAGAGAACCUGCCGCCGCCGACUCCUGUAUUGCCGAAGCCAUCUCCACCACCACCACCACCACCACCACGUGCUCCAACUCCGAAGGAACAGAAGACUGCUGCUCCUGCUCCUGCUCCACUGCCACCGAUGUCUGCUCCGCUGAAACCAGUCCGUGCUCCACCCGCCAAACGUCGUCAAGCUGCUCCAAAGAAGGAUCCAAAGAGUGCCUCUGCUCCUGCUCCAAAGCCCCGUGCUCCUCGACGUCAACCUGUCCCCAAGGAACCCAAGGCGCCCAAGGAACCAAAGCCAGCUGCCCGAAGAGCUCCACGCCAACGAAAGGAACCGUCUGCUCCUGCCCCUUUCGCCUACGAUCCGAGGAUGGCGGCAGUGGCCGUGUCGAGGACCGUCCAGCGACGUCCGGAAGCUUCACUCAAACGGCCGGCGUCCGAAGCAAUGGCUGCUCUCGUCAAAAGAAAUAGAUGCUGA